Nymphaea colorata (pocket water lily) is the source of this 2529-nucleotide messenger RNA. RefSeq names its product AT-hook motif nuclear-localized protein 23-like. Gene Ontology annotation, molecular function: DNA-binding transcription factor activity; minor groove of adenine-thymine-rich DNA binding. NCBI's taxonomy places the organism in Eukaryota, Viridiplantae, Streptophyta, Magnoliopsida, Nymphaeales, Nymphaeaceae. The coding region runs from base 436 to 1368 and encodes 310 amino acids. The record is from RefSeq and is a predicted model, not a curated record. The transcript has 2 exons. Gene Ontology annotation, biological process: vegetative to reproductive phase transition of meristem. Gene Ontology annotation, cellular component: nucleus.
GAAUGCAAUAGGCAAAGAGGGCUCUCGCUCUUUCUCUUCUACAGUGCAUUAGGCAAAGAAUUCUCUCUCCUCUCUCUCUCUCUCUCUCUACAGUCCAUAUACACAACGCUAGCUUACACAAGGCUUAUCAAAAUAUCCCUCUCUUCAAAAAGGAGAAAAACUUGCACCCUAAACGCUUCUUAUCUCAUGUGGCGGAGAGAGGGUUUGAGAGACUGUGUUCUUCUGAAUCUGUGUGGGGAUUGAUUUUGAUGCUGAGGGAGGAGAAAUCGGUUUGUGGGUCUUACUCGCUACGAUCUAAUUUCUUGUGUUGAGCCUCCUUCGAUAGCCUCCUAUUUCUUCCUUCGCUUCCUUUCUGUCUCUUUCUGAUCGGGUUCCGCCAUUAAAAAGGUAGAGCUGGCAAGCAAGUGGUGGGAGAGAAGGCUUGAUGUGGGAGCCAUGGCGGGGCUGGAUCGGGGAUCCCCCUCCUCCUCCGCCGCCGCUUCCCACUAUGCGCACCACCUUCUCCGCCCGGACUUGCACCUUCAGAACCCCGAUUCCGCCGCCUCCCCACCUCAGCUCGAUGGCAGCAGCCGGAAGCGCGGCCGAGGCGAUGACGGCGAAGGUGACAACGACGAGGAGAAGCACUCGCCAGAAACGGCGACGACCACCGUCACCACCACGACGGCAGGAGGAGGGGAGGUAUCGGGCCGGAGACCAAGGGGGAGACCGCCGGGAUCGAAGAACAAGCCGAAGCCACCGAUCAUCAUCACAAGGGACAGCGCGAACGCGCUGCGGUCGCACGUGAUGGAGAUAGCGACGGGGGCAGACGUGGUGGAGGCGGUGGCGUCGUACGCGCGGCGGAGGCAGCGAGGGGUCUCCGUGAUAAGCGGCGCCGGGUCGGUCUCGAACGUGACGCUCAGGCAGCCCGCCGCCCCGGGGUCAGUGGCGACUCUUCCUGGCCGCUUCGAGAUCCUCUCGCUCUCCGGUUCUUUCCUGCCGCCGCCCGCACCCCCGGGUUCGACGGGCCUCACCAUCUUCCUCGCGGGGGCGCAGGGUCAGGUGGUGGGGGGCAUCGUCGCGGGCCCGCUCAUGGCGGCCAGCCCCGUCAUUCUCAUGGCCGCCUCCUUCAUGAACGUCGCGUACGAGCGGCUGCCGCUCGAGGAGGAGGAGGAGGAGGACGCGGAGCAGCAGCAGCAGGAUGAGCGUUCGUCGUCGCAGAUGCAGCACGCAGCGGCGGCGUCACAGUCGUCGGUCAUCGCUGGUGGUCAGAUGCCCGACAUCUCGGCUCUCUCCUUCUAUAACAUGCCUACCAGCAUGGCGAACUGCCAGUUCCCAGCUGACGCCUACCCUUGGCCUCCAACUGCCGCUGCCAGGCCACCACCUUUCUGAGUAAAAGACUUCAUGUUCAUCAGAUCUGUUCCUCUCUUGUGUGGAUGUGAAAACCAGACUGCCUGCUCUCUCUCUCUCUCUCUCUCUCAUCUCAUCUCAUGGAGAAUUGGGGAUGAGAAGUGGGAGAUGGUGAAAAGGGUGGUCAAACGCCAGAUUUGGGGAGGGCUAUUCUUGAGAUAAUCAGCCAUGAUUCGUGAGUUCUUGGAUCAUAGACUCAACGAGGACGAGCUAUAAGGAAGAAGAAAGCAAGGAGAAGACAAAAAAAGGAAGAGCAGCAGCUAGCAUUGACAGCAACUGCGACAGUCGGAAACUGAAUUAAUUUUCUGUCUUCUGCCUUUUCCGGAGCUCAGAUUUCACUUUUCCCUUAAUACAGGUUUCUCGAGAAUGAGAUUCCUUUUCACCAUGGCCAUAGAGAUACAAAAGGAGGUUUAACACUUUAACCGUGACGGCUGAUGAGAACAAAGUGCAAACAGUAGUGGUGAUGGUUCUGCCUGAAGCUGUGAUCAUCUGGUUAAGCUCGUCUCAGACGAGAGCUACUGCAUUGGCGAAAGCUGCGUGGUGAGCCCAUCGAUGAAGAAGACGGGAAUACAUGUAUAAUGUAUUUCUCCUGAAGAAGCAGUAGGAUUCUUUUAGGAAGGCAAACAGGCUGUCGUUUUGAUCUUUCCAGAUCUCCGUCGAUCCCUUUUCUGCAACCAAUCCCUUUAAUCCUUCUGCCGUCUCCAUUUUUAUAUUGAUGCGGCACAUACGUGAGGAAAGCUCUAGAGCUCAGUGCUCAAGGGGGAAGGGACCAUACCUUCCUUCCUCCUCCACGAACAAAAGAAAAAAAAAAAAACUUGAUCUUGGGAACAUGCUACUGCUUUGUGGAGUUGACAGCUGCAACGAUUGGUGUGCACAUGUCACGCGGGUGCGAAUAAUUAUACCCCAGUUUUCAAGAAAAGGGCAGUCAAACUCUCCCUCUCUCUCUACAGUCUUUGGUACCAGCGUGACAACGUUGGGAUAAUAGAUGUAACACAAGUGUAGAUAGAUUCCCACUUUUCUCUUCCGUUGUCUUCAAGUCCAUGUGGCUAGCGGAAGAACCGAACGUAUAAUAUUGCAGAUGUUUGUCCGUUCCGUUCUCGCUGUUGUUUCUUUCACAAGACUGUGUUUCUUUCAAAAGAUGUU